GCAUGGGGUGGGAGCCUGCUCCUAUCCCCCUCCCACUCCCCAAACCCUCACCACUCUCCCCACAGGCUGCCGGACCAGGGGGGCAGGAGUCAAGGGGCCAGGGGCAGAAAAGGGGGGGCUGAGACCUCCAAGGGGGGCAGGAACAGGGGGGGCAGGAGGCCUCAUGGUUGUGGAUAUUGGGGGGCAGGCUCCCCACAAGGCUCCUGGGGUCCCAGGUCCCCCCCACAGCACCGCCCCACCUCCCUGUCCCAGCAUCUCCUGGCCGAAGGGCAGGCCUGGCCCCGGUCCCCCAGGUCCAGGAGGAGACGAGGGGCACCCCCUGUCCCACCCAGGUCUGUCCCCGACUUCCCAGCCCUACAUAGGAACAUUCAGGAGCAACUGGAGCAGAGGAAGGCGAGAGCCAAGCUGACUGUCUGCAAACCCUUCCAACUCCACCUGCCCAGCAGGCGCCAGAGCCACCUGGGGGCCAAGCUGGGGACCCCGAGGGAGCAGCUCCAGGCCCAAUCCUGCCCCCCUAUGUUCUCCCUGUUGCACCCUGUGAUUCCUACCCAGGCUUCAAUCAAGCGGCUGGAGGCCACCAGACAGCGGCUGCGGAGCUGGGCCGAGGGGGCAUGGCGGGAGCGCCAAGGAACAGAACAGCGCCAGGCACGGGCAUGGCGGGUGCAGCAGGAUGUGGCUCGGUGUCUGGCCACCCAUGACCCCCCAGGGAGCCUGGCCCAGGCCCUGCAGAGGAAGAAGGCAGAGCUCAGGUCUCAGGAGCGGGCACGCAUGGCGCUGUACAAGGCCCAGCUGCAGGAGAUAGAGGCUCGCGUGAGCAGCCGGCCCUACCUCUUUGAGAGGGUCAUGCAGGCCAGUGCCCGCCAGGCCAUGGAGCACCACUUCUCCCACGUGCUGGAGGCACUGGGCAUCGAGGAGGCCGGGCUGUGGAGGCAGGUGGGGCACCAGGGCCCCCCCUCAGCAGGUGUGAACAGGAGCUCCCUGCCCGGACGCCUGGGUUCCCCCCCGCUGUAGGAGGGGAGCAGGGUCUGGUGAAUUUAGAGGGGACCCCGGACACCUGGGUUCUCUCCCUUGCCAUGGCAGGCAGUAUUUCAGGGGCUGUGUCCUCCUGACAGGUCUCCGUGGACGAGGCCCGAGACCCACCUCUGGAUCCACCUGAGAAGGCCCCGGCAUAGCCUCUGCCCUGAAUUAAACAGGCUUUGGGAGCCGGGACAGCUGGGUUCUCUCCCUGCUUGGGGAGGAGUCAGGGCUGGCAGGGGCUGGAAGCCGGGACAGCUGGGUUCUCGAGCUAGUGGAUGGAAGCAGAGUCUGGGGGCUGGAAGCAGGAGCGGGUUCUCUUGCACCCGGGGAAGGGCCAUCAGAUUUGGGGGUUGCU
Molecule: messenger RNA, 1372 nt
Organism: Gavialis gangeticus (Gharial)
Lineage: Eukaryota; Metazoa; Chordata; Crocodylia; Gavialidae
Gene: TSGA10IP
Product: testis specific 10 interacting protein
Exons: 5
Coding region: 517-1011 (164 amino acids)
Biological process (GO): cilium organization
Cellular component (GO): photoreceptor connecting cilium; cilium; ciliary basal body
Source: RefSeq, a predicted model, not a curated record